UAAAUGAAAACUAGCAUGACGAAUGGUUUGCUUCGAAUAUCUGAUAUUCUGUUAAUUAUAAUGCAUUUUAUAACUGAAUCAUGCUUCUCGUUUUAGCUAGACGUACGAAGAAGUAAGACUAGCGAACCUAAGGAGAGAAUAAGGCGACUAAGUGGCCGUCAGUCGUGCGGUUUCGCGAAUAAAGGAAAUGUUCGUGCACGAAACGCGUCCGCAAAUUUAUCUCGUCAAUUAGAGAUGAUCGUCGAUACUGACGUGAUGUGUAAUAGUUAACGUCACCGGAGGUUCGCGAUACGUGACGCAUUAUUCCUUUGACGUGCGGAUGGAAGACGAAGAGGAGACCGAGUGAUGGAAUUCUCAGAGUGAAGGCACGAAAGAUGGAUCCGUUAAAUCGUAAUUCUCCUAACUUCUUGAGAAAACGAAUCUGUUCUUUUAAUAUAUAUUUCUUCGUUAACACUCAAAGCUAAGUUCGGCAGACGAGAGCUCUCUCUGUCUCUGUCCGAAACUUGAUAUUUCUCUGAUAUGAAGAUUCUCCGCAACAAAUGCGAAUUUUCUCAGGCCAGUGUAAACGAGCAAUGUCCACGAACGUUAUUAGCAAAUAGAGAUCGACAUCGUCAAGACCGUUGCGACCGAGACGCGUUAUAAAUUCUCUUCUCACGCGUUAUAAAUCAUAUUUAUGGACUUGCAAUAACGCAGAAAGAGGAUCAAGACGAAUCGAACGCAUCUGUCUUCCGAUCACUCGCUGACUGUCGCCGUUUUUCAUUCUACUGCGUCACGCGGCUAUGUUUUGUACGUCAAUUUGCGACAUUGCGAAUCAAAUAUGGAAUAUCAUGCGACUCUUCAGCUUAAAACGGACUCGCCUUGUUGCAUAACAAUUAAUUUAACAACUUUUAAUUCAAUUCUUGCCUAACGUAUUGAACGUCGAUAUUUGAUCGUUCUUGUUUAAUUUAGUUCGAUAUUUUCUUCUUGGAGGACUCAUUGACUCUCAGUUUUACAAUAAGCGGCACGAGUUCUCAUAUGACCUCAUAUGACUUUCCGCUAAUUCUGAAAUACUUUGUGUCGUUCAGAGCUUGUGUGCACUUAUGCAAAUUUCUAUGCCAUGCGUUCGAACCGGCGACGAGUCACACGAUCGGACGAGUGGUGUAAAAUUGAAAGAGACACGCGCGGCGUUGUUUCACGCCGUAAAUUAUCCAUGCGAAUACAAAAAUUGAUCGCUAUUACGAUCCACGUGGAUCGUUAUUGCGAUCCGGCAAUGGCGAUAGGAUAUAUGGUGUUCACCGAGCUGGAGACCGAACGUAUUGUGCAACCAGCAUUGUUGAGGGAAAGGUCUUGGUAGUUUGACGUGCGACGGUGCACCAGCUAGAUUUCAUCUCUAAUAAUUGCGAGUUUGACGGGCUGCUACGUUUUCUGUUUUUUGAGUCACCGAAUUGUUGAUCGUGAAGUUAAAAAUCUAAUCAGUCGAAUGGUUUAUGACAAGAAAGGUUUCCUGGGCACCUAGCAGCGAGACGCAACCGCGAUGACGACGCAACGCCUAGAUCGUUAAGAAGGCUUCUGAUGGAUCGGAGAUAUCGGGCUCUGCGGUGAUAACAUCGCCCUCGUGAGAGCUCGUCAUAAUCGAUACGACGACGAUCGCCGCUUAAGAAGCCGUAAAAGGGAGCCACUCUUCGCGGGGAAGAGUUAGUGUGCUUGUGGCGAGCGAGCCAGGAAGCUCACUCGAUCAGCCGUUUAGCUUCACCACCAGGGAUCAUGUGGAGAAUGCGUGUCCGCGGCACAUUCGCUACUUCAACAGGAACUUCCUGACGGAGGAGUUUUUUUGUUUAUCUGGAGAUAUCUCCUUGUCUGGUCCAAGGAUCUCUCUGUUAUCUCCUUGUCACAUCCGUCGGAUUUCAGCAUUUCGCCGAUAGUGUUCGAGAAUGUCCAAGAAGCAAUGGCUUGCCCUACUGUUAUUGUUCCUCACGUACUUGACACUGGGCGCUACCAUCUUCUAUUUUAUCGAGAACUACUACGAGAAGCAGAAGAUCGAGAGGGAAAGAGAUGAACGCAUUAUGAUCAGCAACUUAUUGCAUCAUCACUAUGUACCCAGUACCGAACACAACGAGUCCGAGAUUCUGCAGAAGAUCACCAAGUACUGCGGCAAGUCAGUCUAUAAUUACACCGAGGGCGAAGAUCGUUUGCAAUGGGACUUUUACAACAGCUUUUACUUCGCUUACACGGUCGUUAGCACCAUCGGAUAUGGCAAUUUGGCUCCUACAAACACUCUCAGUCGCAUUCUGAUGAUCUUCUACGCCCUCGUAGGCAUCCCGAUGAACGGGAUCCUGUUGACGCAGUUGGGUGAAUUUUUCAGCCGCGUGUUUAUCAGGACCUAUCAGAAAUACAAAUCCUAUAAGCAACGUCAGUCGUCCUGCGAUUAUCCCACCAAGAAGUCGAUACCACCCGAGACGCGUAAGACAAUGAGAAUGGCAGCCCAGAUCUUUCUGUACCUGACGCCCGGCUUCAUUGUCUUCAUCUUCUUCCCGGCAAUUCUGUUCUCGCAUUAUGAGGACUGGUCUUACGAUCAAUCGGUCUAUUACGCCUUUGUCACCCUCACGACCAUUGGUUUUGGCGAUCUUGUCGCGGGCCAAGACAAUACGAAAGGAAGCGGUCCAUUGUUCAUCAUGUACAAGAUAUUCUUAAUAUGCUGGAUUUCCUUCGGACUGGGCUACAUUGUCAUGAUAAUGACAUUCAUCGCUCGUGGUAUGCGCAGCAAAAAGAUCACGAGGCUUGAGCACAAACUGGCUAUGAAUCUCAAGCUUACGCAGAGCAAGAUUUGGAACGAGUUUAAUAAAGAGGUCAACUACCUGCGCCGCGUUUUUAACGAGUUACAAUUAUCUAAGGUCAAAAGGGUGUACGUAGAUGAAUACGAGUCUGAGGAACCUCCGGCGAAAUUUGCGCGUAGCAACAGUUUUCCGAAUCUCCGAGACUUAACAAUUGGUGGAUACGGGGACUCUAUACCGCAUCCGCGACGACGAGCUAACAGUGAAGUAGUACCAAUGGACGAAGUGACACGUGUGGUAUCCGAGACUGAUCUUCAAAGGAUAGACAAGAAUGCUACAUUUGCCACGCACGCUAUAGUGCAGCCGGCGGAACUCUUAGCGCGCUUGGUGAAUAUUCUUGGUUACAUACCUCCACGGGACGAUUUUGAGUGGGACCAGACCGAAGAACAGACCAACGCUCAGAACGAGAGUAAAUCGAUCGAUCAGAGCCAAGUCAACAAUGUUCCGCGAUGGACAAUCGGUGGUGAAAAGUUUCCGUUCGCCAGGCCUCGAUCUAGGGCGACCAGCGAGAUACGACUGCACACUACGAAGGAUGAUUCUGUUCAACGCAACACCGAAUGGACCUGGUCCGGGGUAGCCUCGACAAAGCUGCAGGAGAUGAUGAAAGAUCGCGACACGACUGUAUCCUCAAAGGACAACAAGCCAUAUAAGAAGUUCGCGUCUCUUGCGUUGCCGAUUACCGCGCCUAAGAAUUUCUUCCCUAGAUGGAGAAAACAAAACAAGAUGCCGUCAGACGUUGGUUCUAAUAUAGACAAAGCUGUCGAAAUAACGAUUGACGAAAACGAAAAGCAGAAUAAUUCGAUCGAUCCGUUACCUUCGUACUUGGACGAGAGACGCGACUCAAUUUCGAGAAAGCCGCACUACUACACGCACACCGGUGGCAAUCUGCCGAAUUAUCUAGAGGGUAACAAUUUGCUGGAAGAGACGAGUCUGGCAGAUUUUCUUAGAGCGUUGACCGCUCUUCAUACACGAGUAGGAACAGUUCCCGACGAAUACGUCGCCAAACCCAAGAGAAAACUGGGAACAGCCUGUUUGACCCCACCGAGAUUACCCAGUCUCUUCACUCUGUUCUCGAAUGCGCCUGGUUCAGUUUCAGCGAAUCAGAGCAAUCAGAACACCGUCACAGGAGCGCAAUCGAGUCGAAGAAUGUCCCUCAAAUUGGCUGAUAAUUCCGGUUCCAGCACACCUACUUCUUAUAUCAGAAAGGCAAGCGUUCCUAUGAGGCCUAGAUUCUCUUUGAGACCGGUAGCGACCCCAUUGAGUCCUCCGACGCCACCUGAUUAUGGAUCCCCACGAUUGCCGCUACGACUCCCUCAAGGAAUGGAUGAUCAAAAUCAAGAACCCAUCUCAAUGGAAUCCUUCAUUUCCGUGUCGCCGAAGGAGCCGCUCGUGAACAUGGAAAGUCCACCGGGAAUUUCAUCGCCAAUUCAACAGCCGUCCGGUAAGCGUCGUUUCUCUAUAAGACCCGCUCAACUUAGUGCGCAGACGAGUCCAAUGGGCACCAGGUCCACGCCUUCGCCGUUACACACGCCUAAACCGCUGCCGAAAUGGAAAGCGGGUAUGCUUCAGCGACAGAUCACUCAGAUGAAUCUACGUCGUCGCACCAGGACGUGCAGUCUCGGUGACGUUCAUUCCGAUAAACGCGAGAAGACUACUCCACCCCUCAGCCCUCUCGCUAAGGACAAUAUUAAAACUUUUGAUGUUAGCAAACAAGGCAGCUCGAGUCAGAAAACAGUGACUAUCAUGUCACCGGCGGAGGAGAUGACUAUGACCACAAAAAAUGAAUUUCAAGGUUCCAUGGUACUUCCCUCAGGCUUGAGAGAUGAGCAAACUGCACCAUGGAGGGAUCAGGAAGGUGUAAUUUCGUCGAUUAAUCCUUUCGUUUUUGGAAUUUCUAAUGAACCGCCUGCAGCAUUGAAUGAGUCCAUGAUAUUAAGCAUGCAUAGGGAUGGAAAAUAUCCCCAGGAGGAUUCCGUAUUAGUUUAUGAACCAGUUUACAAGCCAUCAUUCUCCUUCGAGCAAAAAUUAAUAAAGUUGAACGACGAAUUGGACAAAACACUUCAAAGAGGAAUGCAAGAGACAAGUGUAGAUUUUAAAGAAGUUCCUAAAAUGGAGAAGAAACAGGAUGACACACACAUAUGUGUAAUUGAUAAUUUAGAUACUUUAACAAGCAGCACAAGUUCCCCAGAGUCGAGAAAGCACAAACCCAGCGUGUCAAUAAACUCGUACAAGCCACCAUUGCAAGAGACGAUAGAAAAGCCGACGAUCAAUCCAUUUGAACAGUACAGAGCUAUGACGAGAGCUGCUGGAAAGGAAGAGGAUGCGGACUUGAAGGAAAUUAAAGUUGAGAAACCUGACAAAUAAAAAGGAAAAUUCAUAAUCGUACUAUACGGAGAGUUUAUCAAUUAAGAAAGAGUAUAAUGUUGUUUAAUUUUAAAAAGCAGAAAAAUUUGACGUCAAGUUUUGUUAACAAAAAUAUCUAAAUAUUUUUUAAAAUUAACAGAUAAACGUCAUUUUUAUAAACAUAAUUGAUAGUUUUGUUAAAAAAAUGACUUUACAUAAAUACAGGAAAAAUGAUUUUUUGUAUUUACUGCAAAAAAUAACUUAUGAAAUCGGAAAUCUUGUCAAUUAAGGAUUUGUAGCUUGCUAUUACGUGUGCAAGAAAUAAUCCUAUCCUACAUAUGUUAGUUUGAAAACUUUUUACUAGUAGUAAUUAACAAAUUCGUGUCUUGUUUCAAAAUGUUAGGUAAUUUAUUAAAAGAAUGUAGAUAGAAAAUAUAAAUUUUAUACAGUAUUUAAUAUGUAAAUUAUAAGGAAAGAUGUAAUUUAACAACAGAGUGACAAGCUUUGUGAAAAGUUUCAUCAAUAUACGUAAAUCCAACUUUUCAAACUAGUCGGAUUUAUAGCAUUUUUCAAGACAAAUGUACAUUUUAUGAAGUAACAUUAAUAUAACGUUAAUGAUAAUUAUUAGAAAUGUAAGUAAAUUAUAAAAUAUGCAUAUUAUUAAGUUUUAAUUUAAACUUAGACAAGACUGUGAUAUAAUAAAUAAAGCAUAUAUUAUGUCUAUCCUCAAUUUCACAAAACUAGUGAAACAAAUUACUUAGAAAACAGAUAUUAGAAAAUAGAUAUUAUAAACAGAUAGUUAGACAAGAAAAUUUUUUGUUAAUAAAUAAUGAAAAGUAAAAAAUUUUCUUUUAAA
Molecule: messenger RNA, 6009 nt
Organism: Solenopsis invicta (red fire ant)
Lineage: Eukaryota; Metazoa; Arthropoda; Insecta; Hymenoptera; Formicidae
Gene: Ork1
Product: open rectifier potassium channel protein 1
Exons: 8
Coding region: 1911-5174 (1087 amino acids)
Biological process (GO): stabilization of membrane potential; potassium ion transmembrane transport
Cellular component (GO): membrane
Molecular function (GO): potassium ion leak channel activity
Source: RefSeq, a predicted model, not a curated record